Messenger RNA from Chenopodium quinoa (quinoa), 1001 nucleotides. RefSeq names its product cyclin-P3-1-like. The record is from RefSeq and is a predicted model, not a curated record. Gene Ontology annotation, biological process: regulation of cyclin-dependent protein serine/threonine kinase activity. Bases 178 to 873 code for a protein of 231 amino acids. Gene Ontology annotation, molecular function: protein kinase binding. The transcript has 2 exons. NCBI's taxonomy places the organism in Eukaryota, Viridiplantae, Streptophyta, Magnoliopsida, Caryophyllales, Amaranthaceae.
AUAAAGGGACAAAAAAAAGAGAGAGGGAGAGAGAUAAGAUGGAAUUUUCAAUUUUUGAACUAGAGAACCAAAUCUAUGACUUGCCUUUAUACCCCAACCUCAAAAUGGUAAGCCUUUUGAAUCACUUCAAGAAUCAAAAAAAUUAAUCCAAUUUUCGGUGUCUUAAACAUUGUUUUUAUGGGAACUUUGAACACCAAGAGUAGAAAUUCAGAGCUAUAUAAAACUCUAGGAUUAUUAGAUAAACCACAACUACUUGAAGAUGCAUCCGAAAAAGCUCCUGAAAUUGUGUCACUAGUAGCAUCUGUUCUUGAAAAAAACAUUCACAAAAAUGACAAGUUAUUGAAGAAGUCGAAAACUAAAGAUGGUGUGACAAUCUUUCAUGGGUCGAAAGCUCCUACAUUGAACAUCCGGCAGUACAUGGAACGCGUGUUCAAGUACUCCAAGUGUAGCCCUUCUUGCUUUGUUGUAGCAUACAUUUACAUGGAUAAGUUCAUUCAAUCCACAAAUUGUUAUCUUACUUCGCUUAAUGCUCAUCGCCUUCUCAUUGCUUCGGUUCUUGUGGCUGCCAAGUUUGUUGAAGACGUGACUUACAACAACGCACAUUUUGCCAAAGUUGGAGGCGUAAGUAUAUCAGAAAUGAACAAGCUAGAAUUGAAGCUGCUAUGCAGCCUCGACUACAAGCUUCAUGUCACAGUAGAGACGUUUGAUCAGUAUUGUCUACAGUUGGAGAAGGCAGCAGGCUCAGGAAGUGAGAGGAGGACCUGCCACAAUGAACGGGCAAUGCAAACCUGUGGCCUAAAAGGUAGCUGGUUGAAGAAAGACAAGUCUAAAUGUACUCCAAAGUUCGCAGGGUACAGCUGUGGAGCCAUAUAGCUUAGCCACUUCCACACAUUUAGCAUCUCAAAGAUAUGGGAUGAUUGAAGAUCUUCAUCCACACAGACAGAGACAGUUAUCUAUAUCUUCAUACCAAAAUUCACAAUUUAAGACAAGUCUUCAUUCCA